Molecule: messenger RNA, 279 nt
Organism: Parnassius apollo (apollo)
Lineage: Eukaryota; Metazoa; Arthropoda; Insecta; Lepidoptera; Papilionidae
Source: the annotation of a GenBank genome assembly
AUGUCUUCAAGAAGGUCAUUGACAUUACAUGAAAUUGCUACAGUUCUUGAGGAAGAUGAUGAUUUUAGCAACCAGAGACAAGAUUUUGAUAUUUUUUUACUUCCACCUGACACCGCCAAUGAUUACCAAACUGACGAGGACUCGGGUGAAGAAGAUAACGUCAGCAUAAAUAAUUUGCCUGGAAGUUUGCUUCGAGCUCCAGCGGGCUUGCUGCCUCAACCUCAAUGGAAAAACCAGAAACUGAGGACCAAACCCCUCCCGAAUUUCAAGAACCUUUAA